AUGGGAGAACCAAAACCUUUGACCGCUUAUCAGCAAACUUAUCACUGGAGGAACAAGAAUUGCGCUCCCUUCGCACAGGACUGGGUGAAGAAGUCCUUACCAGGCUUGAAAGUCGAGCAUGGACCUGCUUCGGCUGAGAUUGUAGAGGUUACAAGUGUUUCGGGCGAUUGUGAUUUGGGUCAACGUAAAGGAAAACUACUUACGAUCUACGACCUCGAGGUAGAAGCUAAAUGGACGGGUAAAGCUGGAGAUGGAAGUGAUGUCGAAGGUACCUUGAAGAUACCGGAGGUCAGCCAUGAAGCUAUCGAUGGUUUGUCAGACUACGUUUUUGAAUGGCGUGUCACCUCAUCGUCAUCCGGACCAUCGUCAGAACUCCUAUCCCACAUCAAAUCCUCUUUCCCUCCUGUCCUCACUUCCAAACUCAACACAUUCCGAGCCGACCUCUUAGCAGCCUACGGUAAUCCAUCAGCGGAUGAUUCACCGGCACCUUCAGGUACAUCCACCCCUCAACCAGGUUCGUCCUCAUACUCCCCUGCACCACCUGCGAAACCAGUAGAAGCGGAGAAGAAAGUGGAGGAGACAAAGAAGGAUGUAGGAAAGACGGUGACGGUAGAGCAGAAAGCAGACUUGCAAGCCUCGGCGGAAGAUUUAUGGGGUCUGUUGACGGAUGAGAACAAGGUGCCCAUGUGGAGUAGAUCAGCUGCUAAGAUCAAUCUCACGCCCGAUGCUCCAUACGAACUUUUCGGUGGUAACGUCAGAGGAAAGAUCAUCUCGGUAGAAGCUCCCAAGAGAUUAGUGCAGACUUGGCAAGUCCGAAGUCCAAGCUGGCCCUCAGAUCAUUAUGGUACAAUGACCUUGACUCUGGAUCAGGGAUCGUCCUCUACUUCCGCCACUUUCACCCUCGACGGCGUACCUGCCGGUAACGAAGCGGAAGUAGAAAAGGCUUUGGAUGCUUUCUACAUCCGAGGUCUCAAACAAAUGGGGUUAGUACUAUCCUCUUCUUCUCGCUCUUACUCUACUCCUUUAUCUCGUAUAUCUUCUACCGCCAGAUCCAGACCAAAGAAGUUACGGAAGAAGACCAGUUCGAGCUCGAACUUCCCUAAAUGGUCUUCUUCCACUUUGAUCGGAAGCGGUGUGGUAGUCGCCUUGUCGGCAGUAUUGGUGGGAAUAGUGUAUACUUCCCUUCCAUCUUCUUCUUCUCGUGUAUAG
This is a messenger RNA of Kwoniella botswanensis, 1209 nucleotides long. RefSeq lists its product as uncharacterized. NCBI's taxonomy places the organism in Eukaryota, Fungi, Basidiomycota, Tremellomycetes, Tremellales, Cryptococcaceae. Gene Ontology annotation, biological process: protein folding; positive regulation of ATP-dependent activity. Gene Ontology annotation, cellular component: cytosol. The record is from RefSeq and is a predicted model, not a curated record. The transcript has 8 exons. Gene Ontology annotation, molecular function: ATPase activator activity; protein-folding chaperone binding. The coding region runs from base 1 to 1209 and encodes 402 amino acids.